This is a messenger RNA of Fopius arisanus, 627 nucleotides long. RefSeq lists its product as uncharacterized. The transcript has 4 exons. Bases 13 to 594 code for a protein of 193 amino acids. The record is from RefSeq and is a predicted model, not a curated record. NCBI's taxonomy places the organism in Eukaryota, Metazoa, Arthropoda, Insecta, Hymenoptera, Braconidae.
CGAGAUCCGAAAAUGGUUGGAAUAAUGAAUAAAACCGGGACAUUUAGGGUAAUGUUAUUCUUAUCGUCGUUCAGAGCGAUAAUCUGUUUGAACGAAUGUGUCAAUAUCACGGAAAAUCGGAGAGAGGCAAGAGGAAUAGCUGGAAAGAGAUAUUUGGUAUUUCCCCAGGGCAGUAAUGUACAAUUAGUUUAUUGUCUGACUUUGGGGACUUUAGCGAAACCCACCGGUUUUUUUACCAUGGGAAUAACUGCUGGAUUGGCUUAUGAGUUGCCUCAUUCGAAUACUGUGCCCUUCAGGAAACCAGCGGAGGUUUAUCAUCGAAGGAGUCGACGAGAUCUGUACAAGAAAAUUGAGAUGAUGAUGAAUACACGUGGUGAGAAUGGAAGGGCUUGUGUGCUCAAGACCCUAUGUCUCUCCGGACAGCGAAACCGCACUCAACUUCCAAAAGGUACUUUCAUCCAAGAGAUCCUUCAUUCGGUAUUCACAUUGCCUGGAGGAGCUUACGAUGUUGAUCCGAAAACGCAUUAUGAGAGAGCCCAUGAAUCUACGGGGGAUUGCCACUCCAAAUAUUCUGAUUGCUCGGGAUUAUUUUAAGUACCAGUCUCCAGAUUACACAUUGUUUUUCAA